GGACGCCUAUAAAUAUAUAGCAUUUUAUUAUAAUGAUGUUUUGAUAGACACAAGAUAAAGCCUUCAGAGAAUAGAAAAGAUGGCCACUCGCAUGAAAACUCUUGUUUCAUUAGUUUCUUUAUAUCCUAAGCCAACAAUUUCAUCUGGCAUUGUGAUUCUGCGAAGUGGUAGUAAUUUCAACGGACAAAAGCUUCAAAAAAUGCAUUUCUUCUACAAAGGACUACAACAUAAUAAAAAUAGAGCUCAAAAUAAGAUGAUUGCCAUAACGGCGAGGAGCUUCACACGUGAACCCGAUCAUAACUAUAGAUUUCCAGAAUUUAAUAAUGGGAACAUUCAUCACUUGUCUGAGGAUUUUAUUAAGCUUCGCAGCGAUAAAACUUUAUUUUUCCAAAUAAUAGAUGAAAGUCAUGGCAGUCAAAGGCCAACCAGCAAUCAGAAGGUGGUUGUAAUCUGUACAAUCUAUAACGAGAGGCGUGAGGUGAAAGGAAUAGAGGAUGAGAAAAUUACACUUGUUAUGGGCGACAAUAAUCAACUUGGUGAAGGGUUUGACUGUGCCAUUCGAAAUAUGGGAGAAAAUGAACGAGCCAUAUUUGUCAUUCAUAAGAAUCUUUGGCCAACUGGGUCAAGGAAGCCGAAGACCGGUUAUUGCAGUAAGCAGAAGUACAUAGUUUGUGAUGUAACAUUAGUUAAAAUUUUGGGGUAAAUAUUUCAAAAUGUUGCCAAAUAAAGUGGUAAUGCUUUCAUGUACUGUCAUUUAUUUAAGAACUACUUUUCUUUUUCUUUUUUCUUUUUCCUUGGGGGAAGUAUUUUAGAGUGAUGAAUAAGUAUUAUUAGUAAGUGUUGUCUCAAUAAUAAGUUGUACAAGUACAAUCCUUCUUUUUAAAAUAAAUAAUAAGUUGUAGA
This is a messenger RNA of Humulus lupulus (European hop), 903 nucleotides long. RefSeq lists its product as uncharacterized. The record is from RefSeq and is a predicted model, not a curated record. Bases 80 to 703 code for a protein of 207 amino acids. Gene Ontology annotation, molecular function: peptidyl-prolyl cis-trans isomerase activity. The transcript is spliced from 7 exons. Lineage: Eukaryota; Viridiplantae; Streptophyta; Magnoliopsida; Rosales; Cannabaceae.